AUGACCUCGCAACAUGGCCUUCCCGACCUCGAUGCCUCCAGCACAUCUCCCAUCGAGCAGCUCACAACUCUUAGCACACUUAGCUCAGCGACACGCUUCAGCGUCGGCAGCAACGAGACGGGCGAGUCAAGCAGGGCAGCUAGCCAGCGCAACAGCGGCUCGACGCACGACGGGCCUCCGAAUGGCGGCGUCAUUAGGAAUGUGGACGUUGAAAGGCCGGUGAAAAAUGGCAGGGGCAGCCAUAGAAGUCAUAGGAAGGAACGGACAAGUGGUGGUUUUUUGCUGAGCAAUGUGACGUUCGAAAAGCCUUUUGAGAGCGUGGGGGACGGGAAGGCGAAGGUGAACGCGAUGGAGAGCCUGUUACGGACAAGGCGGUCUGCGAAGGAGAAAGAAAGGGAGAAAGAAAUUCAUGGCCAUGGACCGAAGAUCAUGGAGAAGAAGCAUGCAAUAAAGCGAUCGGUGGCCGGGACAAACGUAGGAGGCAGCCCGCUGGCUGGGAAUGUCACCGAUGUGGGCACGGCAGAUAUGAAUAUGAAUAGUGAGGGCGUAGGAACUCAAGACCACCAACCGCCUGCUACACCUUCGACUACGGGACUCGAUGUAGACUCGGCUCGGAUAGUCAAUCUGGCGCUGAAUCUGAGCGAGAGUAGGAGGAAUGCCCAGAGGAGAUUUGUAUCCACGCCUUUGCCGCCUAUCCUUGGAUCUGGGGAAACUGGAGGAAGUUUGAGGCAUCAUCUUCAGCAGCAAAGACGAGUGUCGCGGAAUGUGAGUCCGAAGCCAGACAGAGGGGAGAGGAUCAUGACUGCCUCGCCCAGAGUGGUGGCCGGGUCGAGGAUCAAUAGUCCGCUACAAGGCUCUUAUGGUAGUCAUGCUGAGGGCCUGUAUGAGUAUAAUUUCACGGCGUCGACUUUGGCGAGAGCAGCGAAGGCGAAGGCUGCCAUUGAGCUUAUGGCGCAAUAUCGACGGCUGUUGCAGUUUGUGCCUCCGCUCAAACCGCAGGCUGAGGAAAAGGCAGCGAGUUCUUCUAGUACGGCUCCUGGAUCGCCGGUGUUGGGCACAUUACGCGGAGCUGCUCCCACUCAAUCGAUGGGAAGACCGUACAACCCGUUGCAAUACAUCAGGAAUCGGAAAGUACGAGCUCGUAAUUCGAGAUCCAUUGAUGGAGAAGCUCAAGGAUUCGGGGAUCUUGAGAAAGUGUCUGCAUGGGUUGAUGCGGUAACUCACCAUGCCUUGUCAGAUGAAGCCCAGGCGGGGGUCUGCCUCUCGAUGCCUCUUUUCUCAAAGGCCGCGGAGGAUGCAGCAUCGCCCUUUGGAUCUCCUCACUCAUCCCUCGGCAAGAGCCACGGCCCUCCUGUGAAGAUCAAGAGACCCAGAAUUGACUGGAUUACGAGUCCGGCCGAUAUGAUUGCAGAUGUGUUUUGGCUGGAACAGGACGACAAUAAGAAGCUCAUCGAGGAUCGCCACGGGCGGAGAAUAUUCCCUCAGGCUGCAGAGCUGAAGAGGCCCAUGUCACGUAUGGGUGAAGACUCGAAGUUGAGGAAGAUUGCCAGUCUCAAAGAAAAAGCCGAAGGGCUCGGUAUGCAAUUGACACUAGACACGAAACUUCCUGACUUCAAGUCGGCGAAGCCUGAGUCGGAAAUAUUUUCAGAUCCGUCUACUUCGAAGGCGCGGAGGAAGUUCCGGGAGGCUCGUGCUGCUGUACGCUUGCAUCACGUCCAUAGCAGUUCGUCAAGGGAAGGUCGUAACAUCAGAGGCUCUCGCAGUAGAUCAGAUGAUUCCGAUUCGGAUGAUAGUGACUAUGCGCCGAGAAGGAGACGCCACAACGAUAGUUCUGAAAAUAUUGAGCAAGGUAAAGACAUCCUUGAGAAACAGAUGAUGGAGAUGCUUGCAAGAGAGGCCCAGGAGGCUCGACGGGACUCCCGCGACAUUGAACGGCGCAGUACUGUGACACCCAAGCCUGCUCCUCAGGACAUGGACAGAACGUCAGCAAAUGGUUCAGGGGCUCAUGGUAGAUCCGGCUACUCGUUCACAAAGAGGCGAGAAUCUCUACCUGCAGGAUCAUCUGGCCGUACAAGUCUCGAGGUACCUGGUAUGAAUGGUCGCAGGUCUAUGGAGGGCUUGAGCACCACUUCACCAAACUCUCCUUCCACGAAAGGACAACAGGGUGAGUGGAUCAUACCUGCAUCGGACUUGUCGUCUGGGAGAAGCCGACCGACAUCUCCGUCUCGAAAACCCCUAUCGAAAAUGAAGUCCAAGAUCAGGCCUUUCAUUGAUAGGAACCAUGAGUCUAGCCAUCCUCUUGAAAAUAGUAUGGCACUUUUAGACUCGAUUGAGCAUGAUCCAGGUACCCCUGAUGGCCGUCGACGCUCUAUGAGUCCAGUCAAGAAGGGUAUUUCCAAGACGCCAGGCGAUGGCCAAAAGUCUACGAGCAAAGCAAGCAGCAAAGGCAAGGGCGAGGAUUCAGGUCUCCGCGGACUCUUCAAGAACGCCCGUAACCCUGUCAGCAGAGUCAGCGACAUGUUGUGGAAGAAGGACCCUUCUGCUGGUUCUGGCUUCUCGACCGACGAGUCUGAUAUCGAGGAAGUGCGUAACCACCCAGAACGCAUUAAUUCUCGAGAUAGUUCUGUUGGUGCCACGCUCGAAGAUCUUGACGAAGCUGCUCCGGAGGAGAGGAAGUCUUCCUACAUGAAAAGUGUCCCACCUCUGCCAGUUUUCACCUCGCCCUUUGAGCACCGUGGCCGACCAACACGGAUGCGCAGUGAUGAAUCUUUUCAUGCUGCCCCCAAUACAUUAUCACGGCAGCUUCUCACCAGAGAGGAGCGACGAAAGUACGGUCCCCAUCACUUAAACGAUAGCACACCUAGAAUCGACGUUCAAGAUGCCUCUCCAACAUCCUCUCCUGAAAAUGUCAAAAUCUCGAAAAACCGCCCGACCUCCUCUAUUCCCGACUUUCAUUCCAACUACUCAAACGGCAUCAGAAGCGCAGACGCCCACCUCAACUCUAUCCUCGGUUUCCCAGGUAGACGCCGUGACGCCCUCCCCAUCACAGGCCUGUCAAACCUCGAAACCAGCCGCUCCUCCCUCGGCCGCCAAUGGUCAUACUCCGACCGCUCGAACCCCGAGGACCGUGGCCCUAUAAGCCGUCGCGAGAUUGCUCGUGUACGAGCUCUUUUGCUAUCUUCAGGCAUCAAAGCAAAGGAAAUUUCGCGGCGCGCAGCUGAGCUCAAAGACAUCACAUCCGACCCAGACUCCUCCUAUGCAACCAUUGCUGAAUUUGCCCAUGAGCCAUUGGACUCGGUUCCGAAGAGCCAACAGCAUCGUCUUGCGGCAAGAGUCAUAUCGGAGGAUGUUCAGCUCUCCUCGCAGAUAUGGCAAGGCUACGCUGACGAAUUCGUCAAUUCCACCGCUCCUCUCCUCAUCUCCCGCAUCUCAGUCCUGCAACGCCGUCUUGUUGAUAAUCUUACGCCGGCUACGCGCGCAGCGGCUGAUGAAGCUGAUGAGGUUAGUAAGGAUUUAGUCACGAGCCAGAUGUUAGGGGUGAAACGGAUCGGGGAUAAGAUAGAUAAGAUGAUGAGGAUGCGACGGAGACGGUUCAGGUGGGCAAGGCGAGGUGGCUGGGUUGUGGUGGAGUGGCUGUUGGUGGGGGUUAUGUGGUAUGUGUGGUUUAUGGUUGUCAUAGCGAGGGUAGUUAUGGGGGUUGGACGGGGAAUCGUGGGGGGUGUCCGGUGGUUGUUUUGGUUGUAG
Molecule: messenger RNA, 3744 nt
Organism: Drepanopeziza brunnea f. sp. 'multigermtubi' MB_m1
Lineage: Eukaryota; Fungi; Ascomycota; Leotiomycetes; Helotiales; Drepanopezizaceae
Source: RefSeq, a predicted model, not a curated record